AUGUUACAGGAUAGUGGAAUUGGCAUAACCAAGGCUGAACUUGUGAAUAAUCUUGGUACUAUUGCUCGUUCAGGUACCAAGGAUUUCAUUGAAGCUUUGCAAUCUAUGAUCACAAAACACAAUGACAAUGAACAGUAUAUUUGGAAAUUGUUAGCCAGUAGAUCAUUCACCAUUGUUUGUGAUACAAGAGGUUGUAAGGAAACACUCCGAAUUCAUUGCCACCCAAUCCAACUUAUUGUUGAAAAGGAAGUUAAAAAAGAUGAGGAAAAUGAUAAAAAGAAUAUAAAGAUGUUAGAAAUCAAAGAGUUAAACAAAACCAAACCUAUCUGGAAAAGAAAUUUAGCUAAUAUUAAGCAUGAAGAAUAUGCUGCAUUUUAUAAGCCUCUAACUAAUAAUUGGAAGGAACAUUUGGCUAUUAGGCAUUUCUUCGUAGAAGGUCAACUAGAAUUUAGAGCAAUUCUAUUCAUACCAUGUCGUGCUUCAUUUGAUCUCUUUGAAACUAAGAAAAAAUGCAAUAACAUUAAACUUUAUAUACACAGUAUUUUUAUUAUAGACAAUUGUGAAGAUUUAAUUCCUGAAUAUCUUAACUUCAUCAAAGGAAUAAUUCUCAAAGCCAUCCGUAAAAACAUGGUGAAGAAAUGUAUAAAGCUCUUUUUAAAGAUUGCUGAAGAUAAAGAAAAUUUCUCAAAAUUCUAUGAAGCUUUUUCCAAAAACAUAAAACUUGAUUACAUAACAUGUAUUUCUGAAAAACAAAAAGAUAUUUACUACAUUACCAGUGAAAAUCGUCAAGCUGUCGAGAACUCUGCAUUUGCUAAAAAACUUGUAUGUAUUACAAAAGAAGGGCUUGAGAUUGAUAAAGAUAAAAAUAAGAAGAAACUGCAUAAAGAAGAAAUUAAGAAAUAUAAUUACUUGUGCAAGCAAAUUAAAGAAAUUCUUGCUCUUAAUGAAAUUCUUUCCUUUCAUUAUGAUGAUAAAACACAUAAAUUAAAAGUUUUUGUAAAAGAUCAUGAAUCCAACUUUUUAGAAGCUUUAGAAGGAAAUUUAGAAGGAAAUCCAUUAGGAUCCAAGAAAAUUCUUUCAAAAUUUAAACAUAUGUUUAUAAUUAGAAAUCCAGAAAUAUCUGUAAAGUCAUUUUACAAAGCUGCAAAGUUUAUAUGUAAAGCUUGGAAUGAAGACUGCAUACCUAAUUCUAAAAGAUAUGACAUUUUUUGCUCUAAAAAAGUUUGGCUUAAAGACUCAAGGAUUCUUUAUGACUUAAUUAAGAAUGUAACUAGAAAGAAGAUAGUAUUAAUAGAUGCUGAUGAUUUAGUUCAAGAAACAGAGAAAAUUUCGA
Messenger RNA from Dentiscutata erythropus, 1333 nucleotides. The record is from the annotation of a GenBank genome assembly. NCBI's taxonomy places the organism in Eukaryota, Fungi, Glomeromycota, Glomeromycetes, Diversisporales, Gigasporaceae.